AUGGCACCGGAAUUGCUCUGCCAGGGUCGUGACAUUUGGACCGUCAUCCUAAACUGCAUCACCGAGCAUUUCAAGUCUUCAAAGAGGAGUGACGACCGCGAUGACCUGUGCAGCAACGACGAUGAAUCUUCCUCCACCACUGUCAUCGCUAGACCACCCACGGAACCAAGUUCAGACCUUGAAAGGUCUACAAGCUCAAUAAUAGCCACACCACCACCACCAUCCCAGGCCCUCUCACAAACCACCAGAACAGAAAAAGGCCGAUUCAGCACCUCCUCCACAGCAACUCCACCCCAUAUCAGUCGAACCACACCCUCUCCAAUCUCCCACUCCGCACACUCAAACAUCCGCAUCCCAAUCCGGGCCCCAUCGCGCAUUCAUGCAAAAGCCGUGAGUGGCAUGAACAGCCACCACGAAGACUCAAUCGAGGACGUAGAGUCCUUUUCAUACCUGUGCAGUCUGAUCAGUAUCUCAUACUCAUCACAUCAGACUUCCCCCUCCUUUUCCAGCCAGGAUCUCGUCAUCACAAAUCUGGAUUCCAGCGGAGAAGGCACUGCGACGCGGAAACGAGCAUCUUCCAGAUUGAGCUUGCGUUUGGGUGAUCCUCCAGUAGUUUCGUUUCCAAAGGUGCCGGGUAGGAAUUUGAAGCCUUGUCCUCGGUGGUCGCCUCUUCCGCCGUUGCGGAAUUAA
Molecule: messenger RNA, 690 nt
Organism: Penicillium oxalicum
Lineage: Eukaryota; Fungi; Ascomycota; Eurotiomycetes; Eurotiales; Aspergillaceae
Exons: 1
Coding region: 1-690 (229 amino acids)
Source: RefSeq, a predicted model, not a curated record